AUGCCCAUCUGCAUCGAAUGUCGCCAUCCGGUCAAGACACUAUGGACCAAGUAUUCCAAUGCCGAUGACAAGUCGAGCGGACACAACAUCCGCCUGACCGUCUGUAGGAAUUGUGGCCAGUUCUGCGACAAGUACGUCGAGCAUGACUUUGUGGUGCUAUUCAUCGACUUGGUCUUGAUCAAGCCCCAAGUCUAUCGUCAUCUGCUUCACAACACUCUCAUGAAGGACGAUGACCGCUUCGAUUCUUCAAUCAUCCGCUUGGGUGUGCUCUUAUUGCUGUUCGAUGUUUAUCUUACUUGGGCUCGCAUCGAGAAGCAGACCGUACCCAAAUCGCCCCAGGAAGAGGGCGCCAAUCUGGGCAGCUUGACCCAGCAGUCCAUCGUAUCCCAGUACCUGUUCUUUCUCAUUCUGUGUGCUCUGUCGACGCUCGCCUUCCACGUAAGCAUUCGCUUCUUGACCUCCUCGACACUGUCUCCCCUGAGCAUUCUCAACGUCUUGCCUCGAUAUUCCCGUCCAAAUUCCGUCUCUACAGCAUUGCUCGUAUCCUCUUCAACCAAGCUGUUCCCGAUCCUCAUGGUCAUAUGGCAAUACGACGUUCCGGCUGCCGCGCGAUCCUUGGGUUGGGCCGUGGUUGCAAACAAUGUUGAGGCGCUUCGAAUACUCCUCGACUGCGGUUACGGGAUGGCAACGCUACUCGCAACAACCGGUGCCCUGGCACGCUGGGCAGUAGGACGCGGCGUGCUUUGGGCCGCCGGCAUGGACGGCAUCGACUCCAUAGGGGAAACGAGUAUUGCCGCGGACGGCAAGGCUCUCUGGGCUUUGCUCAUGUAUUUUAGAGAAUGGGCGAGCGAUUUAGCAGCAGGAUAA
Molecule: messenger RNA, 867 nt
Organism: Colletotrichum karsti
Lineage: Eukaryota; Fungi; Ascomycota; Sordariomycetes; Glomerellales; Glomerellaceae
Product: arv1-like family protein
Exons: 3
Coding region: 1-867 (288 amino acids)
Biological process (GO): regulation of plasma membrane sterol distribution; intracellular sterol transport; sterol metabolic process
Cellular component (GO): Golgi apparatus; cortical endoplasmic reticulum
Source: RefSeq, a predicted model, not a curated record